AUGUCGGACGAAGAGGAACCCGAGGGCGCCUCUCUGUCUCUGAGCAAAGAACAGCUUCGCGUUAUCGAGACCAUCAUUGACGACGAGUUCGUGCCCUAUGUCCGGCAAACUGAUCCUGAAUUCAGCGGUUAUGGAGGCGUCAGCCCGUGGGCACGCCGGCGCAGGGAUUCCUUGAUGGCGAAGAAUUCGCUAUUUCGAACACCAGAGGUCCGAUCCAACCGCAAAGAAUACGGCCAGCUUAUAGACCGCAAACUGCGUAAUAAAUACAACUACCUCAAGAUUCGUGAAAGCCCAUUUCGCAAGUCGCUUCUGAAGUGCUUGAUCCCGCGCCCUACGGGAAUUCAGAUGUUCGAACAAGGCGUAAAGAAGGAACUCCUCGAAGAGAGCGAGGAGCAGGACGCCGAAAUCUAUCAGUCGCAGCUCAAGGCGAGAUGGAAGGCGUUGAGUGCACAGAAGCGCAAGGAGUACGAACAGGAAGCCGGAGCUCUUUCACAAAGCGUUGAUUACAACCGUAGCUUGCUCAUGACCAACUUCAAGACCGCCCUGGAUGUACUCUGCCAAGAGGAUUCGCUCGGAGGUAUGACUGCGACCACGCUCUUCGGCUUUCGCAAACCAGUCAACGAUGAAGUGGGCAUCGACAUGCUGCACGGCCGCAUCUCCACUGACAAUGCCAGGUUUGGUGCUGACCAAGAUGAGCAUAAGAUCUUGGCGGCGUUGGGCUCAGCAUGGCGCGAAUAUUCUGGCAAAAUCAUUCCUCGUCGUCCUCAGCGGGCUACUCCCACGGAUGGCCCCUCGGACGACGAUACCAUCAUCCCUAGCAACAAUUCUGGACUUCCAUUGUUCCCUUCGAUCAACGUCAAGAAAUUCAGACCCGACGAGCUCUACGAACUGGUGGUUAAGUACUACGAUGCUGAAUGGGAAUACUCGCGUGAUCUCGGCCACCCCCGCGAACUUCCGUGGGACGACCUUGUACGCAACCCGUCUGAUUUCUACGACACAAAACGAUUCGACUUUAUCUGCUUCAACAAGGACGAGCUUCAGGAUCCGGGCAAGGUGUACACGUACGCUCAAGUGCUUCGAGAACGGUGCGGCGCUACGUCAGAGGAUCCCUUCACAUUUGCGCUCGGACUUCAUCAGCGGUCCCUGUCGCCUUCCUUCGAGAUGAACGCUGAGGUGGCGGUUGGUGGUCAUGCUGCAGAGCUAGCUGAGUCGAGCGAUAGCUCGCAUCAGAACACCGGCUCCGGUUCACUUAGGGCUUCCCCUAUGACGGUGUAUCAAGAUCCAAAGGUCGCAUCUCCAUCAGUACAGAAUGGGAAUCCAAAUGCUCCGGAUGAAGCCACGCAGCCCGGCGAAGGUGCAAUGCGGACGCGUUCGCAAUCUCAAGAGGAAGACGGUACACCGGCGCUUUCACCGCCACCAGUGAGACGCUCUGUCAAACGCAAGCUGGGCGAAGAGGCUCUAGAUUCUUCUGAGGAGACGAGGGGCGGCGAACGUUCGAGUCAAUCUGGAGAGAAUGGGAAAACUGCUGUCAUCCAGGGGCGGAGCCAGAGACGUGUGCGUGGCAAGCACGACGGUCGCUCCAAACCGCCUGUCACAGUACUCCCCGCCCAAGUCGCAAAGGACACGUUCGCUUCCAAGGGCUACCAGUUCAAGCUCUCCAAGAAGGUGCAGAGGUACGCCAUAGCCUUCGAUGACUACGUACGAGGCGGUGGGGCAAUCAUCACUGCCGACGAGGCCGAUGAUCGGAAGCAGAUACCGGCGCUGACGAUCGUCGCAUACGACCCGGAGUGGCUGGCCCGCCAGGUAGAUUGGCAGGGAUACGUCGUGAGUCGUCCUUGA
Messenger RNA from Peniophora sp. CBMAI 1063, 1839 nucleotides. Lineage: Eukaryota; Fungi; Basidiomycota; Agaricomycetes; Russulales; Peniophoraceae. The record is from the annotation of a GenBank genome assembly.